Peronospora matthiolae is the source of this 570-nucleotide messenger RNA. The record is from the annotation of a GenBank genome assembly. Lineage: Eukaryota; Oomycota; Peronosporomycetes; Peronosporales; Peronosporaceae.
AUGGUUUCGAAAACCAAGCGAGUUGCUACUGCAGCAUCAAGAGAGGCAGCUACACGCAUGAGUGCAGCCGGGAAAGCUAUCUCUCACACCUCAGCGGCAGGUGAUUCGUCGCCUGUUGUUGUGAACAGUCCACGUGGUGAGUCACCACGUGCGACAGGUACAUCCGUUGCGUCUGCAGCGGGUACCACGAGUCGUAAUCAAGAUGAGUCUGAGAUAGAGCUCAUCUAUUCUGGCGAGUUGGAUGGUUUAUCCGACUCGAAGGCGACACCUCACGCCUCCGGAUCACCCGGGAUGGACACUGCAAGAGCCAGGUUGACUGGCUCUGGUCAACGUGGCGGCAUCAUGCUCGAGAUCUCCGGAUCGAGCGAUUGUUCCGACGAGUUCUCGCCUCACGCGAGUCCAUCCGACGAUAGGACGCGUGGGGUUGGUGGUGAUGCACCUAUGCAUCACCACGAGCGAAGUAGCUCGAGGGAUCGAGCUGUCACUGGUGUUAGUGCUCAUGCUGGCACCAAUCAAGAGACCAGGGACCGAAAUGUCCUGCGCCACGCUCCUCAAGUGGAGUCUACGUGA